CACAAUUUAUUGACUAAUCGGCGCGACGAACAACCCGUAUCCAAUAAGUUAUUUGUUUCCAUUAAAUUCUAGCAGCCAAAAUCGUCACGAGUGCCGAAAAAGGCAACAGAAGAUCGAAAUUCCGAAUUCCAAAUAUUAACCAAAACCCAAAAGAAUCAGUGGGUUCCGAUUUUCUUCCUCCGAUUCGGAAAAUACGUGCGUGAUAAAUCAAGAAAUUUGAAGGAAUAUAUAUAUAUAUAUAUAUAUAUAUUUUUUUUUAAUUCACAUCCCAUUUUCUUCCUUCCACUUGUCGUCUCAGAUCGGAUCCAUUCAUCUUCUCACUCCCACAGUUCAAACUUCGAGGUUAGUUUUUGAGGGCGUGGUGGAUGGGGAUUCAGACGAUGGGUUCUCAAUUGAAUGGCCAACAGUCUCAUUUACAGCCAUCUCCAUUGAUAAGACAAAACUCAUGGUACAGUCUUACUCUAGAUGAGGUGAACAAUCAGUUAGGUGAAAUGGGAAAGCCAAUAGGCAGCAUGAACCUUGAUGAGCUUCUUCAUAACAUCUGGACUGCUGAAGCUAACCAAUUCAUUGGAAUGGAGAAUGAAAGUUCAUCUUCGGUAUCGUCUCUCCAACGUCAGGCCAGUUUCACGCUGGCUAGAGCGUUUAGUGGGAAGACUGUUGAUGAUGUAUGGAGGGCAAUUCAACAAGGGCAGAAGAAACGGUAUGGGGAAGAUUUGAGAAGUCAGAAUAGUGAGGUUACACCUGGUGAUAUGACUUUGGAGGAUUUUUUGGUACAAGCAGGGCUUUUUGCUGAGGCUUCUCCGACUGCUACUAUGGGCUUGGUUGCCAUUGAUGCUAUGGCACAGCAGAAUUUUUCGCAGAAAAUGUGCCUGCUGUCAUCAUCUCCUUCAUUAGGCACACUGUCAGAUACAACGACGCCGAAAUGGAAAAGGGAUCCAUCAGAUACCCUUGAGAAGACUAUGGACCGGAGGUUAAAGAGAAAAAUCAAGAACAGGGAGUCUGCUGCACGCUCUCGAGCUAGAAAGCAGGCCUACCAUAACGAAUUGGUGAACAAGGUUUCACGCCUUGAAGAGGAGAAUGUAAAGCUCAAGAAAGAGAAGGAAUUCGAGAACAUGGUGCAAAUGGAACAAACCUCAGAACCGAAAUAUCAGCUGCGGAGAACUAGUUCAGCAUCCUUCUAAGGUAUUGGUUUGGGUGUGUUGAGAGGACUGGACUGGGUAUAUAAUGGAGUCAGCUGAAUCUGUUUUUGUGGGUCCAAUGCUGAAUAGAGUUUGGUUACUACAUCACAUCACAUCAUAUGUACAUUAUUUAUUGAUCCAUAUCUAAUUUUCAGUUAUAGAGGCAGCAAAAA
Molecule: messenger RNA, 1351 nt
Organism: Momordica charantia (bitter melon)
Lineage: Eukaryota; Viridiplantae; Streptophyta; Magnoliopsida; Cucurbitales; Cucurbitaceae
Product: ABSCISIC ACID-INSENSITIVE 5-like protein 2
Biological process (GO): positive regulation of DNA-templated transcription
Cellular component (GO): nucleus
Molecular function (GO): DNA-binding transcription factor activity
Source: RefSeq, a predicted model, not a curated record